AUGGCAAUCAAAGAUUAUUUACCCGAUUUCAAAGGAGCCUUAACUGGUUUUUAUGAAGAAAAUGUUAAAGAAACCGUGGAAACCAAAACCCAAGAGUUUAAGCAUUUAAUUCAGCAAAAUGCCGCCAUCGGAGAAAUAUUACCCAAAUUAACUAAAAUUUAUGCCAAACUUAAAAUACAUUGCCUUAGGAAUAUUGCACUUGAAACAUUAUCUUUUAUUCUUGCUUUUUCCUCCUUGGCUGUUAUGUUCGCCAUUGAAUCAAUACCGGCACGGGACAGUUUAAGCGAUUAG
Funneliformis geosporum is the source of this 291-nucleotide messenger RNA. The record is from the annotation of a GenBank genome assembly. Lineage: Eukaryota; Fungi; Glomeromycota; Glomeromycetes; Glomerales; Glomeraceae.